This is a messenger RNA of Nicrophorus vespilloides, 489 nucleotides long. RefSeq names its product four-domain proteases inhibitor-like. Gene Ontology annotation, molecular function: protein binding. NCBI's taxonomy places the organism in Eukaryota, Metazoa, Arthropoda, Insecta, Coleoptera, Silphidae. The record is from RefSeq and is a predicted model, not a curated record. The transcript has a single exon. The coding region runs from base 1 to 489 and encodes 162 amino acids.
AUGAUAUCCAAGUUAGCUGUUACAUUGGCAAUUGUUCUAAGUGUGUCCGUCCAGCUUGGACGAGGCCAGACUGGAGCCUGUCCUGCCUUAUGGGCUCCUGUUUGCGGAAGUGACGGUGUAACCUAUGCCAACACUUGUGUCUACGAGCAUAAAGCAAAAUCCGAUGUCAGAAUUAUCCAUUACGGUACUUGCGAAAAAGGAUAUCCGAUCUGCACCGACGUUUACCAUCCGAUCUGCGGAUCCGACGGUAAAACCUACACCAACUCAUGUUUUUAUCAGUACGCAACUUUGUUCGACUCUACUUUAACAUUUGUUAAGGUGGGAGAAUGCGACAAUGUCGCCGGUGACUUUGCCAGGCAAAAGAUUCCACUUGUGUGCGGCUCGGAUGGACAGUUUUACACUUACGAAGGUUUCGAACAGGCGCAGCUGUAUAAUCCCGAUUUGAAGAUCGUGAAAUUCGAACUUUGCCUUAAUAAGGUCGUGCCCUAA